This is a messenger RNA of Phlebotomus papatasi, 2438 nucleotides long. It is a transcript of the gene nod, whose product is annotated as kinesin-like protein Nod. The record is from RefSeq and is a predicted model, not a curated record. Gene Ontology annotation, biological process: mitotic spindle organization; microtubule-based movement. Lineage: Eukaryota; Metazoa; Arthropoda; Insecta; Diptera; Psychodidae. The transcript has 8 exons. The coding region runs from base 97 to 2361 and encodes 754 amino acids. Gene Ontology annotation, molecular function: ATP binding; microtubule binding; microtubule motor activity.
UUGAAAAGCGAGUAGCGUCCCAAACUGUUUGUUGUGUAUUUUUAUGCUGCUGGAAAAUCUCAAUUUUAGCCAAUUUAUCCUUGAUUUUCUUGAAAAAUGGACACUGAUAAUUGUGCCGUGAGGAUAGCUGUGCGUGAGCGUCCAUUCAAUGUAUUUGAACUGCGUUCAGGAAACCCAGAAUCUGCCGUUGAAGUGCAUCCUUCGAAUCACAAUAUAAUCAUUGUGGAUGAUCGUCCCUUUGUCUUUGACCAUGUCUUCGGGAGGGACACCAGUCAGGAGAGUGUUUACAGGGAUUUGGUGUCUCCGUUGAUUGACAAAAUGCUCCUGGGAUUUCACUGCACUGUCCUGGCCUAUGGGCAGUCCGGGAAUGGCAAGACGUACACCAUGGGACUGCAUAAGAAUCUCCAGAAUGACGAGAACUGUGGCUUGAUAACACGGAGUAUUUCUGCAAUAUGCUCAAGGGUCAGGGAGCAGUGUAACCUGGCUGAGGAGCAGGAGAAUUUGCCGGAACUUUCGGUGUCUUUCAUCGAGAUCUACAAUGAGAAGGUUUACGAUCUUCUCUCUCAGAACUUCACAGAGCCAGUUAACUUGAAAAUGUACAAAUAUCAAGGAUGCACCAGGAAGAAGGUUCAUGACUCCGAGAGUGCCUUUGAGGUGCUCAAGGAGGGCAAUCAGAACCGACACGUUCGUCCUACGAAGAUGAAUGCCAACAGCAGCCGAUCGCAUGCCAUUUUCACCAUUUACAUCAGCGUCCGGAAGUCCAAGACUUGCACGGUCAAUUCUGCCUUCAACUUCGUAGAUCUGGCAGGAUCAGAAGGCAUUCGACGCACUGAGCACAAAGGACUGGCCCUGGCAGAAGGCGUUAACAUCAAUCAGGGUCUCCUGAGCAUGGGCAGGAUUCUCCAGGCCAUUUCGGCCGGAGACAAACUCAUUCCCUACCGAGACAGUGUCCUGACCACAGUCCUUCAAGAUUCCCUGAACAAAAACUGCUACUUGACUCUCCUGGCCUGCAUUAGCCCAUCCAAAUUGGACUCCAGCGAGACUCUCAACACGCUCAGAUUCGCAAACAGUGCAAAAUCCAUGAAGAACAAUCCCCAAAUCAAUUUGAUUAUCACAGAAAUUCAGAAUGCCCGAAGGAACACUCCUACAAAGCCACCCAUUACGCCCAAAAAUCGUAAAACUAUGGCGACCCUCAAGGAGAUAAACAAGAAAAUCAUCCACAAGACGCCGUAUCACAAUAAAACCUUCGCCACUCCUGGCCUCAAGAGUGGCAGACUGAGUGGGAGAUUCAGCAAGAGGAGCGAUGUCAAGAUGCCACCGGCACUGCCCAAUUUUAACUGUGACACUCCUUUUGUGCGAACAACUCGAAGGAGUUCUGUUGAGUCACAAUUGUCAAUCCUCAGCUCAGUUUCUUCGUCCACGGAAAAGCCUGCUGAACCUGAGAAUCCCAUCCAGCAUCUGCAGCUGGAGCCAACACUGACGAAUCUUGGCUUCAGCCCCAUCAUCCGGAGGCAUGUGGAGCAAUUGGAGGUGCGACUGGGCGAGAAGAUGCAGAGCAUCUUGAAUACGAUUAAUGGACCAAUGGCCACGCCUCAGGUUCAACCCAGGAAGGAGAUUGUUUCGUCAACGCCCAAAGCAACGCACAAUCAGGAAUUUCCGUGUCUUAUCGAUGAUAUUAAGAGGGAACUUCAGAUAAUUGUCCGAAGUGAACUUUCGGAGAUCCUUGGACAGCCUCCAUCGCGUAGAGGUUCCGUUGCUGAGGAAGCAACAGAAGUGCCUGAAUAUGUCAACGAUUUGCAUAACAGCACGUUUGACGUUGUUAUCCCAGACAAUCCCACCACUGAAUUUCCUGUUCAGAGGAAUAUGUUCGAAGUACCGCAGAACAGACAAGAAGUUCCACUGACAGAGGCUGAGAAGCGUCCGAAGAAGUCUUCAAGGAGACAAACUGUCGAUGUGACAGAAGGUAAUGUGAGGCGAAGUGCAAGGAUUUUGAAGCGUAGAGCAAGUGAAAUGCCGGAAAGAGAAGCCUUCAAGAAACCCCCAACGCCUAAGAAGCCUCGAAAGUCAAGUAAUAAAAAUCGCGAUAUGAAUGUUCUGCAGAAUGUUCUGAAGGCCACUGAAGUGGUCAAGGGGAAGAAGAGGGCAAAGAGUGUACAUCAAGAGGAGAUAUUGAAAAUUAUCAAUACGGGAAAUCUCAAACAGCUUCAGUUGCUGUCUCAAAUUGGUCUCAAAACAGCCUUUCACAUUAUCACUCAUAGAACGAUGAAUGGAAAAUUCAAGAGUUUAAAUGAAGUGUCCAAGCUGGCGAUAUGGCGUGGGAAAACCUGGAACCGCUUUCUACAGAUGAACAAUUUGGAUUAAUUGUCACCACGGGGGAGUGACUUAGUUUCUUUAGCUGUUUCAGUAAAGGCCCCCAAUUUUAUCAAUUCGUAAACAAA